CAAGUGUGUAAAACCAUCAACGAGUGUAAAAGCAGCCUGUAAACUGUAAAGUGCCUUGCACAUGCCAAGGACCAUCGCCGUUGCCGCUCUACUGCCAUCUUGUCCUCUCCGUCACCCCAGCCCCAAGGGCAGCCUUGGUGACAUCCAGCUGCACAGUGAGCCUAGUCUCAGAACUCUCCAUGCCCAGAGAUUUCCAGCCUGCAGGGGCAGAAACUACUCAGACUUGGGCUAGACCAUGGCAGUUCUCAUUUCAUCUUUAAUCAUCCUCAAGACAGCUGCCCAGAGCAGGUUUUCUCCAUCUGCUUGCCGCGUGAAGAGACCAAGAUGCAGAGCAGAGAAGGCCCCGCGUCUCCCAGGUGACCACGCCGGCCUCAGGACAUGCACGGACACAGCCGGAACGGGCAGGCCCACGUGCCCCGGCGGAAACGCCGCAACCGCUUCGUGAAGAAGAACGGCCAGUGCAACGUGUACUUCGCCAACCUGAGCAACAAGUCCCAGCGCUACAUGGCGGACAUCUUCACCACCUGCGUGGACACGCGCUGGCGCUACAUGCUCAUGAUCUUCUCCGCGGCCUUCCUCGUCUCCUGGCUCUUCUUCGGCCUCCUCUUCUGGUGCAUUGCAUUCUUCCACGGUGACUUGGAGGCCGGCGCAGUGGUGCCAGCCGCGGGGGGCCCGGCGGGCAAUGGGGGGGCGUCCCCAGCGGCCCCCAAACCCUGCAUCAUGCACGUGAACGGCUUCCUGGGCGCCUUCCUCUUCUCCGUGGAGACGCAGACGACCAUCGGCUACGGCUUCCGGUGCGUGACGGAGGAGUGCCCGCUGGCGGUCAUCGCCGUGGUGGUCCAGUCCAUCGUGGGCUGUGUCAUCGACUCCUUCAUGAUCGGCACCAUCAUGGCCAAGAUGGCGCGGCCCAAGAAACGCGCGCAGACUCUGCUGUUCAGCCACCACGCGGUCAUCUCGGUGCGCGAUGGCAAGCUCUGCCUGAUGUGGCGCGUGGGCAACCUGCGCAAGAGCCACAUCGUGGAGGCCCACGUGCGCGCGCAGCUCAUUAAGCCUUACAUGACACAGGAGGGCGAGUACCUGCCGCUGGACCAGCGGGACCUCAAUGUGGGCUAUGACAUCGGCCUGGACCGAAUCUUCCUGGUGUCGCCCAUCAUCAUAGUCCACGAGAUCGACGAGGACAGCCCGCUCUACGGCAUGGGCAAGGAGGAGCUGGAGUCCGAGGACUUCGAGAUCGUGGUCAUCCUGGAGGGCAUGGUGGAGGCCACGGCCAUGACCACCCAGGCCCGCAGCUCCUACUUGGCCAGCGAGAUCCUGUGGGGCCACCGCUUUGAGCCCGUGGUCUUCGAGGAGAAGAGCCACUACAAGGUGGACUACUCCCGCUUCCACAAGACCUACGAGGUGGCCGGCACGCCCUGCUGCUCGGCCCGGGAGCUGCAAGAGAGCAAGAUCACCGUGCUGCCCGCCCCACCGCCCCCGCCCAGUGCCUUUUGCUAUGAGAAUGAGCUGGCCCUCAUGAGCCAGGAGGAAGAGGAGAUGGAGGAGGAGGCAGCGGCGGCUGCGGCCGCUGUGGCCGCGGGCCUGGGCCUGGAGGCAGGCUCCAAGGAGGAGGCGGGCAUCAUCCGGAUGCUGGAGUUUGGCAGCCACCUGGAUCUGGAGCGCAUGCAGGCCACCCUCCCGCUGGACAAUAUCUCCUACCGCAGGGAGUCUGCCAUCUGACCUCGGGGCCCUGCCCUCAUCGCCUCUGCCGGGGUGGGAAGCCAGGACCUCUCCCACCCUCAGGACAGAGCUGACCUAGCUCCGUGGACCUCCUGGAGGAAGGUGGGGACACCCAAGACUGGAGGCCCUUCCUGCUGACUGCAGCACCCAGGCCUGGGAAGGGCCCGGGGACUCCCAAGCUCCCAGCCCCUACCUGCCGGUGGCUGUGGCCCCACACCCUCCACCGUUUCUGCACCGACCCUUCAAGGACGUGCCCCCUGUGCCCUCAGAACUUGGGGAAGGUGGCUGGACUGCUGGGGGGUGGGCAUCCCGGGGUUCGGGAGGGCAGGGGGUGGGGCUAGGGAGGGGGAAGGGCGCGUUUCUCUUGCAUGACUACAGCCUUGUGCUCUCACGACUUUCUUUUGUAAAUAUCUACAAAUGGAGUGAGAUGGAGGUGCCCGCUCCACCUCUGCCAUUUUACCUGCAGGACAAGGGGAUGUCACCCCUCUCUCCGCUCCCACCGUCAUGCCCAGCCCCUUUCCCUGCCCAGCUGGCUGUCCCCGGAGCCCCUUCAAAGCCAAAGCGUGACCCCUGGAUGGUGUCGGGUUUGGGUGCAGAGGCAGAACCCCGAGAGGCAGGCUGAGGACCUGUCCCCCUCCCUCGCUGCAGUCCUCCGGGUCCCCCUGGCCCAGCUCAGACUGAUAAUGGAGUUUGUAACUAUCUAUUUUUAAUAAAGUACAUGGUCCGAGGGGCUGAGCUGGUUGAGAGGGA
This is a messenger RNA of Fukomys damarensis (Damara mole-rat), 2466 nucleotides long. It is a transcript of the gene Kcnj4, whose product is annotated as potassium inwardly rectifying channel subfamily J member 4. Lineage: Eukaryota; Metazoa; Chordata; Mammalia; Rodentia; Bathyergidae. Gene Ontology annotation, biological process: regulation of monoatomic ion transmembrane transport; potassium ion import across plasma membrane. The record is from RefSeq and is a predicted model, not a curated record. Gene Ontology annotation, molecular function: inward rectifier potassium channel activity. Gene Ontology annotation, cellular component: plasma membrane. The coding region runs from base 379 to 1716 and encodes 445 amino acids. The transcript has 3 exons.